Molecule: messenger RNA, 2019 nt
Organism: Paramuricea clavata
Lineage: Eukaryota; Metazoa; Cnidaria; Anthozoa; Malacalcyonacea; Plexauridae
Source: the annotation of a GenBank genome assembly
AUGGCAAAUGAUGUAGAGGAAAAUCCUGGACCCACAACAUGUGAUGUGGUUGAUCCAACUAAAACAAUAUGUGCUGAUUUUAGUCAGGGAAAUACAAAAAAGUUUCAACAAAAUGCUGGUAAACAAUGUUUAGCAAUGUCUUUGACUGCGAUAAUAUAUAGUCAUAUCACAAAUGCAAAUGCAUGGGAUUCAACUGUAUUAAAUUCCAUAUUGUGUGCUGGAAAUAAUCUUUAUUCUUUUAUAAGCAAUUCUGUUAAUAAAAGCUAUUUGCUUUUGAUUGAUGUGCCUGAAAUGGUUUCGGUUUUUGAUGGCAUUUAUUGUAUGCAAUAUGGUGACCCGUUUGCUGGUGACUUAUUCAUGGAAAACACCACUCUACCUUAUUAUUCUAUGGAGGGUGCUCUUAAUAAUCUGUUCACAGAAGCUCAUUUAAAUUAUCAACAUUGUAUGUUGACGAUUGGUUGUAAUACUGUUGCAAUUUUUAAGACUUCUGAAGGAACCUUUAAAGUAUUUGAUUCUCAUUCAAGAGAUUUAUAUGGGAUCCCACACCCUUUUGGAAAAUGCAUAUUAGCAUCUGUUGAUAGUGUAGAAAACCUGGUGAUAUAUUUCCAGAGUACUGUACCUCCGGGUAAUGAAACACCCUUUGAAGUUAAAGGGGUAACUGUUCAGUUAAAUUCUGAUAUAACACAAAUAAGUGGACUUGCUUCAAGCAAAAGUGCAAAAGAGCAUGUAAAACAAAAGUUUUCAGCAGAAACUGAACAUGAGAAACAAAGCAGACUGCAAAAUGCUAGAAAGUAUAAAAAAGCAAAGCAAGCAGCAGAAACCGAAAUUGAGAAACAAACUAGACUAGGAAAUGCUAGGGUGUAUCGAAAAGCAAAACGAGCUUUAGAAACUGAACAUGAGAAACAAAGCAGACUGCAAAAUGCUAGAAAUUAUAAAAAAGCAAAGCAAGCAGCAGAAACCGAAACUCGGAAACAAACUAGACUUGAAAAUGCUAGGGAGUAUCGAAAAGCAAAACAAGCUUCAGAAACUGAACAUGAGAAACAAACUACACUUGGAGAUGUUAGAAAUCACCAAAGUGCUAAUCAGAACAAGAGAAAACGUUUGUGUGCUUCUACUCAAAUUAUAAAUCAGCAGGAUUAUUUAAACAAAUUUGACAUUGAAAAAGAUGGUAGUAUUCAUGAACAGAGUUGGGCAAAAAAUAACAUUAAUAAAUUUUCUAAAUCUAUUGAAUUCUUUAUUAAUCAGUGCACUAUAUGUCAAGAAGCAUGGCCACUGAACUCUAAACCAAGGUCACCUAAUUGUUAUAUAUGCCCUCGAUGUGCUCGAGACACAAAAUCUCCUAGAAAGUUUUCACUUGAAAAUUCAAUGAUUCCUUCUCCAGUGCCAACCGAGUUACAAAAUUUAACUCAAGUAGAGGAAAUGUUGAUUGCUCGUGCUCUUCCUAUCAUGAGAGUUUACAUAACACCUGGUGGACAACGAGGUUACUCAGGUCAUUGUGUUAAUUUGCCACAAAAUGUUAAGGAACUUGCAACAUCAUUGCCAAGAUAUCCCAAAGAUUUGUCUGUGAUUAUUGUCAAAGUCAAGGGUAAAGAUAACUCAUUUAGAGAUGUAUCUGUGAGAAGAGAAAAAGUACAUAAUGCAUUAUUAUGGCUUGUGCAAAAUAAUCCUCAUUAUGCUGAAUUAGAAAUUAAUGAAAAUGCACUUAACUCUUUACCUGAAAAUGGCAUUCCAGCAGAUCUCAUGACUGUUGAGACUGAAAAUGAAAUAAUCUCAAAUGAUGAUGUUAUGUCAGAUUUAGGUCCACCCACUGAAAACCCUUCUGAAGAUAUAGUUUAUAACAACUCAACAGACAUGAAUAGUUUUUUGCCUGUUGGUGAACAGCAGGAACAAGAAGUAGAAGCAGUUAGAAACCAGCUUUCUGCAAAUGAACCAAUGCCAUGGCCCACUAUUGAAAGUGAACCUUUGAAUGAAUAUCAGAUAACAUCUGGCCACUAUGGCUUUUCCAACAUUAUUUCCUGA